CCUCAAUCUGGAAACCACGAGAACAAAAUUCAGUUUGCAGACAGUUAAUUAUGGAGGACGGUAUUCAGUUGCAAAACAAGGACAUCAAACACUACUGCCUCAAUGCGGAGAGAUGUUUGGCUGACUUUUACCUGGCAUAUAUUGACGCCCUCGGACACAGGGGUCCAUUUUACAGACGACCUUUGGCAAGUGGUAUCAAGUACAGCGAGCAGGUUCUUGGGAUAAACAAAAUCAAGGGUCUGAUGAAAGAGAUAUCCAGAAACGCUGGACUUGUCGGGAAUUUUACAAAUCAUUCCGGUAAAAGGACUUGUGCUACCCAGCUGUAUCAAGCGGGCGUCGACGAGCAAGAUAUCAUGAGUAGAACCGGUCAUAGGUCCGAAUCCGCUGUUAGGAAGUACAAGCGUUCAAAUUCCGUUCUUCAAGAAAGUGUUUCGAAAGUUUUGGAUCCGCCCAAGAAGACGAAAUGUGAGAUUGCAUUAACGCCCGAGAUGGAUCUAGAUGUAUCGCCAUUAUUAGGAAAACAUUCCGACAACGACGAGAAAAGUGAUUCCUCGAAGUCAGUCUUUAACAAUUGUGUUUUUAAUUUUAAGGCAUAAAACAAAUGCGUGUGAAUUUUUAAAACUAUGCAUUUUUGGAUCCUAAUUUUGCACUCGGUUCAGUAUCAUGCUUAAAAAAAGUUUGUGUUUUUAUACAUGUAUAUGCAAGGAAACUUUUUUUUCAUUAUUUUGUCAAUAAAUCUUUUUUUGAUUGUUUCACUUUAUUUAUAAUCUGAAUAUGGUCUAUCUGGAUACACCACAGCUGUUAGAGCACAGCUAAACCAUGGUGUAUCAGAAAUAAAAACACAAAGGUCAUCAAUGCAAAACCAUCGCAGCA
Magallana angulata is the source of this 873-nucleotide messenger RNA. RefSeq lists its product as uncharacterized. Gene Ontology annotation, biological process: DNA recombination; DNA integration. Lineage: Eukaryota; Metazoa; Mollusca; Bivalvia; Ostreida; Ostreidae. The transcript has 2 exons. The record is from RefSeq and is a predicted model, not a curated record. Bases 51 to 596 code for a protein of 181 amino acids. Gene Ontology annotation, molecular function: DNA binding.